Molecule: messenger RNA, 498 nt
Organism: Brassica oleracea var. oleracea
Lineage: Eukaryota; Viridiplantae; Streptophyta; Magnoliopsida; Brassicales; Brassicaceae
Product: heavy metal-associated isoprenylated plant protein 26
Exons: 2
Coding region: 54-392 (112 amino acids)
Molecular function (GO): metal ion binding
Source: RefSeq, a predicted model, not a curated record
CUCCUGUUCUCUUGACCAAACACAUUUCACAGAACGUCGUGCUUUUUCGUUCCAUGUCGGAAAAGCAGAGGCAAUGUUGUGUUGUGAUGCGGAUUAAUUUGGAUUGCAAUGCCUGUUGUAGAAAAGUUAGAAGGAUUGUCAUCAAUAUGAAAGGGAUUGAUACACACAUGAUCGAGAAAAAGGAAGACAGGAUAAUUGUUUGUGGACGAUUUAGACCGUCAGAUGUUGUAGUAAAACUGCAGAAGAAGAUGAAACGAAGGGUUGAGAUUCUUGAAGUUGGAGAUCUCACCGGCAGAGAAGAAGGAUUCCAUGACCAUGAGACACCAUACGAACCGGAGCAUGAAUAUUCCGAACAGCAACCUGAUCACAUGACCAUGCCAUUAUUGUUUUAGUUUCAUUAAAGUCGUUUGGUCCUUUUAUCCUCCAACAUGGAUAUACAUUUGUAAAAAGCAUUGGAAGAUACAGUGCGUAUAUAUACAAAAGUGAUACUCGUUAUUA